AUGGUUGGGGCUGAGGGAAUAGAACAUUUUGAGACUAGGGACUUCUCAGGCGCGAUUCCAGCGUUUGAGCUCGGUUUCCAUAGAACCGCUCACCCUAUCGGCGACAUUGUGGUUAUCUAUUGCGUAGAAACUAAAAAAGCACACAGGGUCUGCUCACCCGAAUUGGAUCAAUGUUGUCAGAAUGGGGGAACAUGUCUCGAUACCAACUACGGUAUAACCGGCAACUGCUCCGACGGUUGGAUGGGUGAUUACUGCAGUGAGCGCUGUCCAGUAAAUUUCUACGGUCCAAGAUGCAGCCUAGAAUGUCCGGCUUGCAGUAAUGGUGGUACAUGUGAUCCAGUUAAAGGGCAAUGCGACUGCUUGCCCGGCUGGACUGGACCAACUUGUGAUGAGAAAUGUAGUUCGGGGUGGUAUGGGAAAGACUGCACUCUUGAUUGCAGGAGCUGCAACUUAGAUG
Molecule: messenger RNA, 457 nt
Organism: Anneissia japonica
Lineage: Eukaryota; Metazoa; Echinodermata; Crinoidea; Comatulida; Comatulidae
Product: multiple epidermal growth factor-like domains protein 11
Exons: 2
Molecular function (GO): scavenger receptor activity
Source: RefSeq, a predicted model, not a curated record